CAAGGUCACUCGGGUCCAGAAAUCUCUUCCCGGAACCGGGCAGGACUCGAGCGCUGCGGCUCCUGGGAGGGCGAAGCCCGGGACAGCGACGCGCCCAGGAGAACGCGCGGGCGGGGCCGCAGAGUGCGCGCCGCCCGCUCUGGGAGGGACUCCAGCCGAGGCCGCGGACCCGCGUUCCGGGGCGCGGCGCGGCCGAGGUCGGCCGUUGUCGCCUCGGGAUGGGCUGGGACGGGCUGGGCGCGCCUGCUGGGCGGGCUGCCGAAGGAAGCGCCCGGCCCGCAGGGCCAUGAGCGAGCCUCGCGGCGCGCCCAGCGCUACGGCGGCGCACAUUCCCCGCGCGGGAUUGGGCAGCCCCUGGAACCGCAGCGAAGGCGCGGACGGCGCGCUGCUGCCGUGUGACGAGCGCCGCUGCUCGCCCUUCCCCCUGGGGGCUCUGGUGCCCGUGGCCGCCGUUUGCCUGGGCCUGUUCGCUGUCGGGGUGAGCGGCAACGUGGUGACGGUGCUGCUGAUCGGGCGCUACCGGGACAUGCGGACCACCACCAACUUGUACCUGGGCAGCACGGCCGUGUCCGACCUGCUCAUCCUGCUCGGGCUCCCCCUCGACCUGUACCGCCUCUGGCGCUCGCAGCCCUGGGUGCUCGGGCAGCUGCUCUGCCGCCUGUCGCUAUACGCGGGAGAGGGCUGCACGUACGCCACGCUGCUGCACGUGCCGGCUCUCGGCGUCAAGCGCUACCUCGCCGUCUGCCAUCCGCUGCGUGCCCGCGUGCUCGUCACCCGACGCCGCGUCCGCGCGCGCAUCACCGGGCUCUGGGCUGUGGCGUUGCUCUCCGCCAGGCCCAUCUUCUUUCUGGUGGGCGUCGAGCAGGACCCCGACGUCGGUGCGGUCCUGGACCCUAACGGCACCGCGCAGCUCGCCCUCCCCCACCCCUCGCCUCCGGCACCACUGCUGUCCCCGCAGUUGGGACCCGAGGCGGUGCUGUUCAGCCGCGAGUGUCGGCCAAGCCCGGCACAGCUGGGCGCGCUGCGCAUCAUGCCGUGGGUCACCACCGCCUACUUCUUCCUGCCCCUCCUGUGCCUCAGCGUCCUCUACGGGCUCAUCCGGCGGGAGCUGUGGAGUAGCCGGGGGCCGCUGCGAGGCCCGGCCGCCUCGGGGCGGGAGAAGGGCCACCGGCCGACUGUCCCGUUGGUGGUCGUUCUGGUGUUGAUAGUUUGCUGGUUGCCUUUCCACGUUGGCAGGAUCAUUUACAUAAAUACCGAAGAUUCCCGGAUGAUGCACUUCUCUCAGUACUUUAACAUUGUUGCUUUACAACUUUUCUAUCUGAGUGCGUCCAUCAACCCAAUCCUCUACAACCUCAUUUCAAAGAAGUACAGAGCAGCUGCCUGGAAACUGCUGCUGGGCCAACGGCCCAGACAGAGAGACUUCUACAGAAGUGGGGGCAUUGAGGGGGACCCAGGAGGAGGCACAGCCAGCUACACCGGGAACAGCAAUAACAGACAAACAGCAGGGAAGCAGGUCUCCUGCUCCCACACUUCUGGGACUUCAGGGAAAACAGUCCCUGUGCAGUCCCUGCCAUCUGUAGGGAAAUAAAGCCUGAAGGUGGGGAAGACUGCUACUGUGAGAAAGGGCUGGAGGAGUGGCCCACAUUUUGUGAGUUGGUGGGCACUUUGGCAGCUAGAUGUCUUUUUCUUAAACCAGGUAUGAAAUAUAACUGUGCCCAUGCUUCUAGUUUUCCUUUCCUGUUCGGCCUCAGGAAUGUUCAUUUUAGUCUCAUGAACGCAGAAUGUGCUCUGGGGAGAUUUUGUCAGCCUUCAUUCUCCUAGCCUUUGGAAAUAUGAUUGCUCUUUUUUCAAGUGAAUAAGAGAUACAGAGAGAUACUGCCAUAAAAUUUGUCACCUCAGAAAGCAGGCAUGUACUUUGUUUUUACGUUUUGGAUGUAAAUGUAAUAGUGCAUAUACAAGGAACCCCAGAUAAUGAGAGUUUUGAUUAGGAAUUAUUUAAUACCUAUAUAAGGCAGCAAAAUUUUCUGGAAAUGGAAGGAAUUCUGGACAGAGCCCCAAUGUUCAGGGUCCCACCUCUCUUCUGGGCCAGAGUGAAUCAUAAAGUUUAGGCACAAAACUACUGUGCAUAAAUAAGGGUGUUGCAACCCACUUGUCCCAGAGACCAUCCAGGGGGCUUAACCAGUGCCAUUGGUCAUGAGAGCACACCUGGACCCCAAAGGCAGGGAGCUGCAGGAGGACCUGGCUUCCAGACAAAGUGGCUGCUAAUGAUGUUUAUGAUUUCAGUGUAGAGACUUAAUAUGCCUCAUUCACCUCAGUUUGGUGUGAUGUGUUGUCAUCAUGUGUUGGGAGCCGGUCCGAACCGCCAGCCUGAUGACACAGGCCAGGCAGUCAGAUGGCAGGGACUGCACAGCGGCCUUCCCAGAGGACCAACCCCAAUGUCCCUCCUGCUCAAAAUGUCUCUCCUUGUUGGCAGCCGCGCUCAGAAAAUAGCGCCCAAUGCAGGGCAGCCGGAAGGCCCCGAACUUCCUAAUGACAA
This is a messenger RNA of Manis javanica (Malayan pangolin), 2536 nucleotides long. The record is from RefSeq and is a predicted model, not a curated record. NCBI's taxonomy places the organism in Eukaryota, Metazoa, Chordata, Mammalia, Pholidota, Manidae.